AUGGCACCGUCGGAUCAGGUCUUGUUGGAAACGGUCCAAGAGGCAUACAGCGCAAAAGCUAGAGAAGGAGUUGAUAGCAAAUACGCCAACACCGUUGCAGCUGCAUUCGGCUAUAGUGCCGACGAACUGCGCUCUAUCCCAGCUGAAGCCAAUCUAGGCUUGAGUUGCGGCAACCCCGUGGCGGCAGCGACUAUUAAAGAGGGAGAAUCUGUGAUAGACUUGGGCUCCGGAGGUGGAAUUGAUGUCUUCCUGGCGGCGUCAAAAGUAGGACCCAAGGGUCAGGUCAUCGGCCUUGACAUGUCGGCGGACAUGAUAUCGCUUGCUCGUCGCAAUGCUGCCAAGCAAGGCCUUCAGCCGCCGCAGGUCUCCUUCGUUCAGGCAUCACUUACUGAAGCACUGCCAAUCAUCUCCGACUCCAUCGAUUGCAUUCUAUCCAAUUGCGUCAUCAACUUAUUACCAAACUCUGGUAAGGUCGCGUUGAUGAAGGAGGCAGCACGAGUCUUGAAGCCCGGUGGCAGAAUCGUGUUUCACGACAUUAUUGCCAAACGCCCUCUACCCCAGGACAUCGUGAAUGAUCUGUCAGCGCACGUAGGUUGUAUCGCAGGCGCAAUUACCCUGGGUGAAUACGCAGAAAUGCUCAACGAAGCCGGUCUGCAAAAUGCACUGUUCGUGGAUAGCAAGGCCGAUAUCAACAUCUACACCCAGAUGGAGAGCGAUACGGCUGGUUGCACGACGGCUGGUUGUUGUGCUAAACCCGUCUCUGCCUCCGGAAGACCCAAGUUUGACGCGAAUGCAUGGGUCGCCUCGUACCAGAUAUAUGCCCUAAAACCUAGAGGGCAAGCGGAGCCCACCGCAAAGGAUAGUCCGACGACUGCCCUGCAACGGUGGUGGGAUGCAUUUCCUCCUCCGCGGUCAGAUGUUCCUGAGAUAUCGGCUGAGGAGUUGGCGAGUUUGAUGCGGCAGGGUGAAAAGAGGGAGUUCUCUGUCAUCGAUGUCCGCCGAGAUGAUUACCAGGGCGGUCACAUACGGGGAAGUCAUCAGUGGCCUGCCCAAACAUUUUGGAAUGAGCUGCCCAAAUUCGUCGACACGUUUGGACGCACUCCGAGGGUGAUAUUUUACUGUGGUAGCUCAAACGGCCGAGGACCCCGUUGCGCGAAAUGGUACCAAGACCGUCUGAAUGAAGCAGGCAUACAGACCUCCAGUGCUUGGCUACUGAAGGGUGGUCUGAAAGCGUGGAUGGAAUUGUAUGGGGACUCGAAAGAACUGACGGCCGCCAAGAGCGAUGUUUAA
Molecule: messenger RNA, 1290 nt
Organism: Gloeophyllum trabeum ATCC 11539
Lineage: Eukaryota; Fungi; Basidiomycota; Agaricomycetes; Gloeophyllales; Gloeophyllaceae
Product: NAD P-binding protein
Exons: 9
Coding region: 1-1290 (429 amino acids)
Molecular function (GO): methyltransferase activity
Source: RefSeq, a predicted model, not a curated record